CUCAUGUCACAUGCCCCUGAAGGCGAAGGCAUCCGUUUUUAUUUCCUGCCAGCUGAAGGGAGGAAUUUCGACCUCUCUGGGCAAAGUAAACACUAGCGACACACGUUAGUCGCAAUAUUUAUAUAAAUACACGUAAGGCACUACUGUGUCAAAGAUGGGAACUCGGGACGAUGAGUACGAUUAUUUAUUCAAAGUGGUUCUGAUCGGGGACUCGGGUGUGGGGAAGAGCAACCUGCUGUCCCGUUUCACGCGGAACGAGUUCAACCUGGAGAGCAAGAGCACCAUCGGGGUGGAGUUCGCCACACGCAGCAUCCAGGUGGACAGCAAGACGAUAAAAGCGCAGAUCUGGGACACAGCCGGACAGGAGCGAUAUAGAGCCAUCACCUCAGCGUACUACCGCGGGGCAGUGGGGGCGCUGUUGGUGUACGACAUCGCCAAGCACUUGACAUACGAGAACGUGGAGCGCUGGCUGAAGGAGCUUCGUGACCACGCAGACAACAACAUCGUCAUCAUGCUGGUGGGCAACAAGAGUGACCUGCGCCACCUAAGAGCCGUGCCCACAGAUGAGGCGCGGGCCUUCGCAGAGAAGAAUAAUCUCUCAUUCAUCGAAACGUCUGCCCUGGACUCAACCAAUGUAGAGGAGGCAUUUAAAAACAUCCUCACAGAGAUUUACCGCAUCGUCUCACAGAAGCAGAUCGCCGACCGCAUGGCCCACGACGAGUCUCCCGGAAACAAUGUGGUGGACAUCAGCGUGCCGCCCACCAGUGAUGGACAGAGAGGCAACAAACUGCAGUGCUGCCAGAACCUGUGACCUCUGACCCUGUCUGGACACCCUAAACCCCAAAUCCACCUUCCGUUGCCCCCUCCUGAUUUCUAUAUAUACCCUCAAUUAUCUCUCAAGUUUUGUCUGAACAGAAAGGCCCCAACUUUUGUGUGUCCCUGUUUGCCCCCCCUGUGCAAGUUCUUUAUACGUAACAUUCCUCAACCAUUUUUUUUUGUCCUUUUUUAAACCAUUAUGUUCCAACCACUAUAACAAUGUAUGUGAGUAAUGGGAAGAUUUGCACUGAUCACGUGACCUACUUCUCUGUGGGGAUUGGUUGGGGGAUCUGUCAGUCUGGAGGCACUGGCCACUCAGUAACAUUACCUGGCUUCCCUAGCAAGAGCACACCUUUAAGGUGAGCGAGACAUACUCAAACAGUGUCUGAGUAACUUUAAUACGUUACGGUUAAUCUCACAGGUAACAUUUGUCACAGGUGGACCUUUCCAGAAUGAUUUACUGUAAAGGCAGCAGCACACAUGGGCAGCUUGCUGUAGUUCCUUAGUAGAUCUACUUUGCAGUUACACAUAUGCGGUGACUUUGGUAAUGUUACUGCAGGGCUGGGUUUGUCACACUAGUUAAGAUUGACCAUGUUAUCCCCAAAUUAGUAGAAAUACCUUCUUGCAUGCCUGCAGAAUAUGUUCAUUCAUCUGUUGUGCAUCUAGUUGGUUGGACUGAUGUGGACGUGACCAGCAGCCUGGGGGCGAAGCCCGGGUUCAGCUCUCAGGGCCGGCCUGGGGCCUGUCGCUUCUGGUGCUGAAGCUCCUUUGGGGCAUGACAGUGGGCUUGGAGAAGAAACUUCCGGAAGGAUUUCACCUAGCAUAAAACUGUCUUGUUUUCAGUAGAAGUCUUUUAUGAUAAACCCACUGACUGUUCUGCCUGUAGCUAGUAAAACUUAACCCCAAGUAAAAGUAGGUUCUGCUGGAUGAAAUUGUGGUGUGGCUUUGAGCCAAGAUAAAUCUCUUCUGCUUGUAACCUUUAAGGUAUGUCCUCUGCAUGUGGAGAAACUGUUCAGUCACAACCUUAAGGCUUGGUGCUGUGUGCUUUUCAAAUGCUUCGCUGAGAGACCAGAGAUGCAGUAUCGCAUGAAUGGAACGUCGCUUUCUGUGCCUGGCUCUGUAAAUUCAGAAGAUGGCCCUCGUCCCACAUGGAAAAACUGCACAUUUAUAUACUAAGAAGGAUGUAUCUCCAGCGUAUUUCAUGUCUGUAACUUGGCAGAUCCGGUCUGUAGUAAAUGCCUGUGUCCUAUGCACCUCGAA
Molecule: messenger RNA, 2076 nt
Organism: Brienomyrus brachyistius
Lineage: Eukaryota; Metazoa; Chordata; Actinopteri; Osteoglossiformes; Mormyridae
Product: ras-related protein Rab-11B-like
Exons: 5
Coding region: 155-811 (218 amino acids)
Biological process (GO): constitutive secretory pathway; regulated exocytosis
Cellular component (GO): recycling endosome
Molecular function (GO): GTP binding; GTPase activity
Source: RefSeq, a predicted model, not a curated record